CUCUCCGAUUUUACCAACGUUAUCCGGCGCACCUACGCUACAACACGUCAAAACGUUACCCUCGUGCUUCAUAGCUCCAGUAGCACCAGCACCAGCAACACUGUUUCCGAGCCCAGCGUUUGGUUUGAACCCGACCACAAACUUCCUGAAUUGCCCCGUGCUUUACCCAGCAGCAGCAGCAGCGUACGCUACAUUAAUACCAGCGGAUGCUCACAGCACAUUCCUCUAUCACCCCACAGUAGCCGCAGCGAAUAAUUCCCAUUUUCAACAGCAGUAUUCGAGUUUUACCCCUUCAGUCACUUCCGCCACAGCAUUCCUCACCGGUAAUAUACUGCAAACUGCCGCAGAAGCUGCACUGAAUAGCACUAGCAGCAAUAAACGCAAAUCAACUACGAUUUACAGUACCAAGUCAGAAAGUAAACUGUACGGUAGCGGUAGCUUAGCCACACUCACGCCAGAAUCGCCGAGCCGAACACCGGUAAAUCAUAAGAAAACGUGUGUGAAGCUCGAUUGCAAUCCGGUUUGCGGGCCCACCAGGCCGGAAGGUAAGCGAGUCGACUCGUCGGCCGCCGCAUGUAUGGCUGCAUCACCAGUCAGGCCGGUCAUUGGUCAGCAACAAUCGCAGCAACAAAUUGCGGCAAGCGAUAUUGCCGCCCACUACCAAUCCCAUCCUUUCGAGCAGUCACAGUUGGCCGUCGCAUCUUCUGCGGUCAAGUCGCAGCAGCUCUUUAAAAGCAUGGAGCAGAUGAGGCAGUCGCAAAUGCAGUCGCAAGAUGCGCAGCAGCAGCAACAGCAACAGCAGAUGGUAUAGCC
This is a messenger RNA of Gongylonema pulchrum, 813 nucleotides long. Lineage: Eukaryota; Metazoa; Nematoda; Chromadorea; Rhabditida; Gongylonematidae. The record is from the annotation of a GenBank genome assembly.